UUUUUUUUUCUUCAACACUUCCCACCAGAUGACUAAUGUAAGUUUUUUUUUUCUUCAACACUUUCCCACUCAGAUCAAAUAAUCAACAAUCAAAUAAUUAAAAUUCACAUCCGUUAUUAAAUAUUAACGGUGUCAAAGGGUAAUAACCUUAUUAUCAAGGAUAUAAAAGCAAGAGAAAUAGACAAAUAGAUUCAUUAGUUUAUCAACUCUCUCUCUCUACAACUAAGCAAGAAAAGAUGUCUGGAAUGUAAGCUAAAUGUUUUUUUAUUUAGAUUUGAUUUUAAAUAAGAAAAUUAAAUUAUUAUUUUUUAUAGUUAUUCAUCUUUUUUUCAUAGAUUCUCAGUCAUUGUUUGUAAUCGACAACCCUUUUACAACUAAAAAGCGUAAAUUGAGAACAAAAAUCGAUGAUGCACCGGUGGAGAAAAAGAAGAAGUAUGAUUUAGUAAUAUCGAAGGACGAAUCGUCGUUUAAAUCCAUCCCGCCGUAUUCGAUAUACAUAUCGCAUGGGUUUAACCUAGAAAUUAAAGAAUUCAGACAACAGUAUUAUGUAUGUUUAGCGAAAACAAGUGCUAAAGGCGAGAUACAGAAUAGAUUCAACAUUUAGGUAAAAGAAGUUAAUUUUUUUAUUCAAGCUUUGAACGCCGUUCAAAAAUAUUUGGAAGAAUUCAUUUAAAUGAAAAAAUCUAUGCAAUUAUUGCGAACGUCUCUCUCUCUCAAAAAUAUGAAGAAAUCAUCGUAUAUAUCUCGUAUAUGAAGAAAUCGUCUAGUUCGGCAUCUCUCUCUUAUGUGAAGAAAUCGUCUAAAAACAUUAACUCGUCAGGUAAAAAUUUAAAAAGAAAAUGUUUUUGCUGGUAGAAUCAGGCUUCCGAAAUUUUUUAGAAUGCUAUCGUAAAAGUGAUCUCGAAUAUAUCGAUCCAACCAUUUUUUUUAGAGAUAUAAAAUCCGAACUUUUUAACGUAAUUACGAACUUCGGGAAUGAUUAUAGAGUACGAUUUGUGAUUAGCUUAAAAGUAAUAAUGUACAAAAGUGUAGAAAUGGGAGAUAAAUACGAGUUUAAAGAUUUUUUCUUUACGAGUUAUGCAGAACGAGUUCUAAGCCCUUUUCUAAGUUGGAAGAAUAUUGAGAAUGCGAUAAACAAAAUUCUAGGAGAUAUAUCUGUUGCAGUAGUAUUAGGUAGUGGGUGGGUAAUUUACAAAUUAGAUUAUAUUGAUAUUCAUAGAGCGACGUAUAAUGCAUAUAAUGGGGGUUGUGGUUCUAUAAUUUUGCCUAAACGUUUAGUAAAUAAAAAAUGUAUUUUAAAUAUUCGAUGUAAUGAUAAUAAAUGUUUUGUUUAUUGCAUUCUCGCGAGUAUUUUUCCAUUGGUAAAUAAUAAAAAUAAUAUAUCUAGCUAUAAAAAAUAUUUAAAAUUUAUUAAUUGUUCGAAUUUAAAAUAUCCGGUUUCGUUGGACCAAAUAUAUGUUUUUGAGAAAUCAAAUAGUAUUUCCAUUAAUAUAUAUGGUUAUAAAGAUAUUGUUUUUCCGUAUUAUAUAAGUAAGUUUAAAUUCGGUAAAAUUGCGAAUUUACUAUUAUACAAAAAUCAUUAUUUUUUAAUUCGAAAUUUCAACAGACUUUUACACGAAAAACAAAAGUCUCUUUAUUACUAUUGUAAAAAUUGUUUAAACGGUUUUCAACGCGAAUCGAGUUUAAAUUUACAUAGAGAAAUAUGUACAAAUUUCAAAUUUCAAAGACUAUCGGUACCUACAGUCGAAAAUUCCAUUCUUAAAUUUAACGAAUUUCAUAAGAUGCUUAAGCAUCCUGUUGUCGUUUAUUGCGACUUCGAAUGUUUAACAGAAACAGUUUCUAACGCGAUGCAAUCAACAGAUACUAGCUUUAGUACCGUUACGCAAAUUCAUAAACCGAUUUGUUAUGCGAUGGUCGUAUUAGAUAAAAACGAAACAAUUAUCUAUUCUAAAUUUUAUUGCGGCUUAGACGUUAUAGACAAUUUUUUAGAAACUUUAAAACAUCAAUCGGAACGUCUUAUUAAAGAAAUAAAACUUAAUAUUCCAUUAGAUCCUCGAACAAUUCCAAAUUCUAUUAAUCGAGAUAAAUGUAAUAUUUGUGGAAAAAAGUUUUCCCCUAACGAUGUAAGCGUAAUUGAUCAUAAUCACUUAAAUGGAAGGUUUCGACAGUUCGUGUAA
This is a messenger RNA of Centruroides sculpturatus (bark scorpion), 2177 nucleotides long. RefSeq lists its product as uncharacterized. Bases 840 to 2177 code for a protein of 445 amino acids. Lineage: Eukaryota; Metazoa; Arthropoda; Arachnida; Scorpiones; Buthidae. The transcript is spliced from 3 exons. The record is from RefSeq and is a predicted model, not a curated record.